This is a messenger RNA of Aspergillus ibericus CBS 121593, 2340 nucleotides long. Its product is annotated as bifunctional aminopeptidase/epoxide hydrolase. Gene Ontology annotation, biological process: proteolysis. Gene Ontology annotation, cellular component: cytosol. Lineage: Eukaryota; Fungi; Ascomycota; Eurotiomycetes; Eurotiales; Aspergillaceae. Gene Ontology annotation, molecular function: zinc ion binding; aminopeptidase activity; metallopeptidase activity. Bases 288 to 2141 code for a protein of 617 amino acids. The record is from RefSeq and is a predicted model, not a curated record. The transcript is spliced from 10 exons.
CGGACCCGUGCCUUCCGCCCGCAAAAGUCGGAUUGAUAGGAUUGUGGCCUAGUCCUGAGGUGGACUAAAAUCCCACUCCAAUAAGACAAUAAAAGGACAAGACAGAAAAGUUUUUCUUUUACUCAUCCGCCUUAUAAGAGCGACACAUGCUGCAGAUUUCUCCAGCUCUACUCUGGCGGACUAGCUUUCCUCGAGGCCCUAAAUUAUUUACCGGUUUGAAGGCCGACCUUAGCUCUGCGAUCCAAUUUCGGGGGUCCGUUCAAUUACCCCAGAUUCACAGACGUAGCAUGGCGACUAGCAUCAGGUCCCCUAGGGAUCCCAAUACCCUCAGCAACUACAACGAUUGGAUCUGUACCCAUAUCACCGCCAGAUUUGACAUCCUUUUCGACCAGAAAAAGCUCGUGGGCAGUGUCAUCCACAAGCUCAAGUCAGCUACCGACGGCGACUCGCGGGAGAUCAUCUUGGACUCGAACCAUGUGGCAAUCGGCGGCGUCACCAUCGAUGGAAAGCCGUCCAACUGGGAGCUCCUUCCUCCGCUCGAACCUUACGGCUCUGCCCUGAAGAUCCAGCUCGAACAAGGCGUGAAAUUGAACGAAACGAUCGAUGUUGAGAUCUCUGUUCAGACCACCGAGAAGUGUACUGCACUUCAAUGGCUGACUCCGGCCCAGACGUCCAACAAGAAGCAUCCAUACAUGUUCUCUCAAUGCCAGGCUAUCCAUGCGCGGUCCAUCUUCCCCUGCCAAGAUACGCCUGAUAUCAAGAGUACCAUCGACUUCAAUAUCUCGUCCUCUCUUCCUGUGAUUGCCAGUGGCUUGCCAGUCCGUGAUGCACUAGGUGUGCAGUCAGCCGAGGGCAAAUCCUUGUAUCAGUUCCAUCAACGCGUCCCGAUUCCGAGCUAUCUCUUUGCUCUGGCCAGUGGUGACAUCUCGGAAGCUGCAAUCGGACCCCGGAGCGUUGUGGCAACUAGCCCUGACAAGCUGCAGGAGUGCCAGUGGGAACUCGAAGCAGAUACGGAGAAGUUUAUCGGCGCGAUUGAGAAAAUUGUCUACCCUUACGCUUGGGGCGAGUACAAUGUCCUGAUUCUCCCACCAAGCUUUCCGUAUGGAGGAAUGGAGAAUCCGAUCUUCACCUUCGCCACGCCCAGUAUUAUCUCCAAGGACAGGGAAAAUAUCGACGUCAUUGCCCAUGAACUUGCACACAGCUGGAGCGGUAACCUCGUGACCAAUGCAUCGUGGGAGCAUUUCUGGCUCAAUGAAGGCUGGACUACCUAUCUCGAAAGGCGGAUUCUAGCUGCUGUACAUGGCGAGGCGUAUCGGCAUUUCUCUGCCAUUAUAGGUUGGAAAGCGCUCACAGACUCUGUGGAGCAUUUCGGCCAUGACCAUGAGUUCACCAAAUUAAUUACGGAUCUUAAGGGCAAGGACCCAGAUGAUGCGUUUUCAAGUAUUCCUUACGAAAAAGGCUUCAACUUCUUGUUCCAUCUGGAAACACUUGUCGGGAAGCAGAAGUUUGACCAGUUUAUCCCUCAUUACUUUACCGUGUUCAAGGGGAAGUCGCUAGACUCCUACGAAUUCAAAUCCACUUUGCUGGAUUUCUUCCGUUCCGAUGCUGAAGCGUCUGAACUACUGGACUCUCUUGAUUGGGACACGUGGUUCUAUGCCCCCGGGUUGCCCCCUAAGCCCCAAUUUGACACAUCGCUUGUCGAUGUUGUUUAUGAGCUUUCUCAUAAAUGGAAGUCUCUUUCCGAUACCUCCUUCAAGCCGCAGCCGAGCGACAUUGAGGGAUUGAGUGCAAACCAGAUCGUGGUCUUCUUGGAACAGAUACUCCUUCUUGAGAGGCCUCUUGCACCCGAAUCGUCGAAGCUUAUGGGUGAAAUUUACGGACUCGCCAAGAGUGAAAAUAUAGAGGUCGCCAACUUGUACUUCCAAGUUGGUCUGAAGGCUGGCGACGAGAGUGUCGUCGGGCCGACAACGGAGCUAUUAGGCAGAAUUGGAAGGAUGAAGUUUGUGAGACCUUUGUUCCGGAGCUUGCAGAAAGUCAACCGUCCAGUUGCAGUCGAAACUUUCGAAAAGUACAAGGAUUUCUAUCAUCCUAUAUGCCGAGCCAUGGUUGAGAAGGACCUCUUCGGAAAGAAGGACAUAUAACGAUAUUGGCAAGUUCUUCGGCUCCCCGACUCUUCGACUCGCGCGUUCCUGGGAUGUGCUCGUCCGGGAAACUUGUUCAUUCUGGGGUUAAUUCAUAUUGGAUAUGACCCAACGGGCGGGGUCGUCUACGCUCAUUAGCCAUCGAAGUGGUAGUGAAGUAUGCAAAAACGGCCAUGCAAAUAUGUUGAUGGCAUCAUAG